Condylura cristata (star-nosed mole) is the source of this 1092-nucleotide messenger RNA. It is a transcript of the gene RNF5, whose product is annotated as ring finger protein 5, E3 ubiquitin protein ligase. Lineage: Eukaryota; Metazoa; Chordata; Mammalia; Eulipotyphla; Talpidae. The transcript is spliced from 6 exons. Gene Ontology annotation, biological process: ubiquitin-dependent protein catabolic process. Gene Ontology annotation, molecular function: ubiquitin protein ligase activity; ubiquitin-like protein conjugating enzyme binding. Gene Ontology annotation, cellular component: endoplasmic reticulum. The record is from RefSeq and is a predicted model, not a curated record. The coding region runs from base 102 to 644 and encodes 180 amino acids.
CUGCCCAACGUUCGUGAGCCGGAGGCGGCUUCUCGGUUGUUGGGGCGUGUGUAUGUGUGUUUGGGGGAAUUAAGGGGUACGCGGGGGGCGAAACAGAGGCCAUGGCAGCAGCGGAGGAGGAGGACGGGGGCCCCGAAGGGCCAAACCGCGAGCGGGGCGGGGCGGGCGCGACCUUCGAAUGUAAUAUAUGUCUGGAGACCGCUCGCGAGGCUGUGGUCAGUGUGUGUGGCCACCUGUACUGUUGGCCCUGUCUUCAUCAGUGGCUGGAGACCCGGCCGGAGCGGCAAGAGUGCCCAGUGUGUAAAGCUGGGAUCAGCAGAGAAAAAGUUGUUCCCCUUUACGGGCGCGGGAGCCAGAAGCCCCAGGACCCCAGAUUGAAAACCCCACCCCGUCCCCAGGGCCAGCGACCAGCUCCAGAGAGCAGAGGGGGAUUCCAGCCAUUUGGUGACACCGGGGGCUUCCACUUCUCAUUUGGUGUUGGUGCUUUUCCCUUUGGCUUUUUCACUACUGUCUUCAAUGCCCACGAGCCAUUCCGUCGGGGUACAGGUGUGGAUCUGGGACAGGGUCACCCGGCCUCCAGCUGGCAAGACUCCCUCUUCUUGUUUCUUGCCAUCUUCUUUUUUUUCUGGCUGCUCAGUAUUUGAGCUGUGUCUCUUCCUGCCCACCUCCAGCCAGAGGAGAAUCAGUAUUGGGGGUCCCUGCUGACCCUUCCUUACUCCUGGACCCUCCCCUCCAGCCUCUCCAUUCCUGUUGAUGAAGCUCACUCUCCAGGAGUGGGUGGGGAGUGACAUCUGUGUACAGGAUGGAAAACCUGCUCUGAACUGCUCACUCGGUAGCAUCAUGACUCUCAGUUCUGGGAGCGGAGGACAGGCUGAAGACGUCUGUUCCUCCUCUCUUGAUCCUUUGCUUCCCCCCAGAUUUCUUGAUUUGCUGUUCAAAGGUGGGCAGGGUUCCUUCUGACUCCCCCACGUUCCUUUGUUGAUUAAUUUAAUUCUCCUUGGCCUAGUGUCUUUUAUGGGCCCGACUCUUACAUGCUUCCUGCCCCUCACUACCUCCUUUAUUACAAAUUCAAUAAACAAGAUGAAAUGUAUU